This is a messenger RNA of Haemonchus placei, 243 nucleotides long. Lineage: Eukaryota; Metazoa; Nematoda; Chromadorea; Rhabditida; Trichostrongylidae. The record is from the annotation of a GenBank genome assembly.
AUGGAUGAUCGAACGACAGGACGUGGAGGAGAAUUCUCUCUCCGUGCCAAUGUAAAAAAUGGAGAGCUUGAUAGGAACAAUUGGUAUUUUCAUGCUGAGCCCGAUUGCGGACGCACAGCGUAUCAGAUCCAAGUCAAAGUGAUCAGAGACAAAUGUAUGGGACGUGGUUCCGCUAGAAUUGAUGUUGAAAGUAUUCAACCGAAGACAGGAGAGGUUAUCGUUGAAAAAUAUAACCUAGACUGA